UACUGUUAUUAUUUCAGAUCUGAUGCUUUGAUCUCCAUCCGCGCGCGCUCAGGGCGGGUCGCGUGACGUCACGCGCGCGCGUUCAUCCGACCAGACACUCGGCGAGUCCGCGCGACCCUCACGGAUAUUUUUCACCCCGAAAACCUCAACAAGACGACCACUUAAAGAUCAACCGAGGGAAUAAAGCAGAAGCGGAGACAUGUCAGUGGCAGGGUUGAAAAAGCAGUUCCAUAAAGCGACUCAGAAAGUCAGUGAGAAGGUCGGAGGAGCUGAAGGAACAAAACUGGACGAUGAUUUCAAAGAAAUGGAAAAGAAAGUGGACACAACGAGUAGAGCAGUGCUGGACAUCAUGACCAAAACCACAGAAUACCUGCAGCCCAACCCUGCGUCGCGGGCUCGUCUCAGCAUGAUCAACACCAUGUCUAAGAUCCGCGGGCAGGAUAAGGGUCCCGGUUACCCGCAGGCCGAGACCGUGCUGGCGGACGCAAUGCUGAAGUUCGGCCGUGAGCUCGGAGAGGAGUCCAGCUUUGGUCUGGCUCUGCUGGACGCUGGUGAGUCGAUGCGUGAGCUGGGUGAGGUGAAAGACUCUCUGGACAUCACCGUGAAGCAGAACUUCAUCGACCCACUGCAGAACCUGCACGACAAAGACCUCAAGGAGAUACAGCAUCACCUGAAGAAGAUGGAGGGUCGACGUCUGGACUUCGACUAUAAGAAGAAGCGUCAGGGGAAAGUGACGGACGACGAGAUCAAGCAGGCGCUGGAGAAGUUUGACGAAUCCAAAGAAAUCGCGGAGCAGAGCAUGUUUAACCUGCUGGAGAACGACAUUGAGCAGGUGAGUCAGCUGGCAGCUCUGGUUCAGGCUCAAGUGGAGUAUCAUCAACAGGCCGCAGAGAUCCUGCAGCAGCUCUCCAGCAAGAUCGAGGACAGGGUAAAGGAGAUGUCUGAUAAACCGCGGAAGGAGUUUAUUCCUAAACCCCGCAUGGAGCUUCAGCUGCCCAUCGAGACCCUAAAUGGAGGAAUAAACUCUGCCAAAUCACCCGCACGCUCACCUGCGCCGCUGGAUCAGCCGUGUUGUCGUGCGCUCUACGACUUCGAGCCGGAGAACGAGGGCGAGCUCGGCUUCAAAGAGGGUGACAUCAUCACUCUGACCAAUCAGAUCGACGAUAACUGGUACGAGGGCAUGAUCCACGGCCAAUCAGGAUUCUUCCCUAUCAACUACGUGGACAUCCUGGUGCCUCUGCCUCACUAGGCCCCGCCCACCCCCCCUGCUGUUGCCUAGCAACCCAACAGCCGCCUUUAUCGUGCAUCUGUGCUACAGCUUCACUUCCUGUUCCUGUCGAUCAGUGACUCGGAGGAUGAUGAUGAUGAAGAUUAUAGA
Molecule: messenger RNA, 1378 nt
Organism: Danio aesculapii
Lineage: Eukaryota; Metazoa; Chordata; Actinopteri; Cypriniformes; Danionidae
Gene: sh3gl2b
Product: SH3 domain containing GRB2 like 2b, endophilin A1
Exons: 9
Coding region: 200-1249 (349 amino acids)
Biological process (GO): synaptic vesicle uncoating
Cellular component (GO): cytoplasm; presynapse; glutamatergic synapse
Molecular function (GO): protein binding
Source: RefSeq, a predicted model, not a curated record